AUGUCCAAAAUAUGCCUUUUACAUCUCUAUAGCAUUGCAAUACUUCUAUUUUCGACAUCGAUUUUCGGUUCCGAGAUCUCGUUUUGUGACCGGACCCCUUUUCGCAAGCUCUGCAAUAUGAUCGUUGGUCCCAAAUUCGAGUCUCGUGAGUCUGGCAUCAAGGAGUCGAUAAACCAAGCUCGGGAAGCCCUUGGCCACUUCUUGGUCAUGGCUCGGACCAUGUUUGAUAGUCAAGCCAGGGGUUGGACUGAUUGUUUGGAGCUCUACGAGGACGCUAGACGCCAUCUGAACCUCUCGACAAGCCAUACGAACCCGACCCGUUUCCAAAAAUGGUUAACCGAAGCGUUGGUUAAACACAAAGCAUGCCAGAAUGGGUUCAAUGACUCCAAUUUGUCUUCGCAUUUGAAACAUCUUGUUUUAGUGUUGCAGAAUUUCUCGAAAACGCUUGUUGGUUUGCUGACGCAAAACAAACCUUCGGCUGAUAAAAUCUUGACGGCGGAUGAGCACCGGCUGAUCCAGAUAGCCGAUGUUGGUGCACCGAAAGCGAACUUGGUGGUGGCUCAGGAUGGCUCUGGUGCGUUUAAAACAGUCAACGAAGCUGUACAAGCAGCUAAACAACAAAGAACUGGAACUGAUAGAUUCGUUAUAUAUGUGAAAGCUGGUGUUUACAACGAAAAUGUCAACAUCGACUCUACCAUGCCUAAUUUGACCCUUAUCGGAGAUGGCAUCGACGUGACAGUGAUAACCAACGAUAAGAACACCGACGAGGGCUACUCGACCUUUGACACUGCGACGUUUCAGGUUUGGGGUGCGGGCUUCCUCGCCAUUGGGAUUACCUUCGAGAACGUUGCGGGUCCCGGAAAACAACAAGCCAUCGCGCUCCUCUCGGCCUCCGAGCAGUCGGUUUUCUACAAAUGUAGCUUCAAAGGCUACCAAGACACACUCUGCCUACUCAGAAACCGACAAUUUUAUCGCGAAUGCGACAUUUACGGGACCAUCGACUUCAUCUUCGGUGACGCCGCAGCCGUCCUCCAAAAAUGCAACAUUUACGUCCAAAAUCCGGCACAUGGGCAACAAAACACGAUAACGGCUCAAGGAAGAACCGAUCCCAAUGCGCCCACGGGAUUUGUCAUACACAAUUCCCGGGUCACCGGGACCGCUGACUUGAUCGGAACCAACGGUUCGGUCAGCACAUUUCUCGGGCGGCCGUGGAAAGACUACGCGAGGGUCGUAUUCGCAAUGUGUUUUCUCGACGGUUUGAUCGAUCCCCGAGGGUGGAUGCCGUUUCCAGGAAGCUCGGCAUUCGAUCGAUUAUAUUUUGCGGAGUAUAAGAACAACGGGAAGGGGGCGGAUGCCUCCGGGAGGGUAAAGUGGCCGGGAUACCAUGUUCUGACCAGCGACGAGGAGGCGGAGCAGUAUUCCGUCGGGAAGUUUUUGGACGGAAGUUCAUGGAUUCCGACGACCGGAGUGCCAUUUAAUUCCCGUCUUUUUUGA
This is a messenger RNA of Cynara cardunculus var. scolymus (artichoke), 1494 nucleotides long. Its product is annotated as pectinesterase-like. NCBI's taxonomy places the organism in Eukaryota, Viridiplantae, Streptophyta, Magnoliopsida, Asterales, Asteraceae. Gene Ontology annotation, biological process: cell wall modification. Gene Ontology annotation, molecular function: pectinesterase inhibitor activity; pectinesterase activity. The transcript has 2 exons. The coding region runs from base 1 to 1494 and encodes 497 amino acids. The record is from RefSeq and is a predicted model, not a curated record.